CCGUGCCCCGCCCACUCCGCCGUCCCACGUGACCGGUCGCUGGCGGGGGGGCGGGGCCGGGGCGGUGCUGGGACAGCCCCCGCUGGUGACGGUCGGGCCGCUGCCGCUGCCGGGCGCCGGACGCGCGGCUUCUCUAUUGUUCGCUUCCUGGGGUGGUCAGCCCAGCGUUCGCCACCUUUGGCAGCGGCGGGCUGCGGGGCUGCCGGUGUGUGCUGCGACGAGCUAAUCGCUGACUUCCAAUGUAGAACCACAUUGGAAUGGUUUGAGUUGGAAGUGACCUUUUAGGUCGUCUGGUUCUAAUUCCCCUGCUAUGAGGACCCCGAGUCCAACGUAGUUCGAAGUCCGAUCCAGCCUGGCCUUGAACCACUUCCAGUACAAGAAAGAUAAGGAGGUGCUGGAGAGGGCGCAGCACAGCACAGGGCCUCAAAGAUGUUUAGGAGCCUACAGCACUUCAUACGGGAAGAGACUCCGGGAGCUGUCAGACUCUUUUCAGUGAGACAGGACGAGGAGCAGUGGCCACAAACUAAAAUACAAGAAGUUUCAGAUUAACAUGAAGACCUUUACACUGAGCGUGGCAAGAGAUGGGCCGGUCGGGGCUGCCCAGGGAGGUCGUGGAGUCUCCCUCUCUGGAGACAUUCCAGACCGACCUGUACGUGUUCCUGUGAAGCCUGAUCAGGUGACCCUGCUUUGGCAGGAGGGUUGGACUAGAUGAUCUCCAGAGGUCACUUCAAACCCUAAUAAUCUGUGACUCUGUGACUCAGGCUCCCUGCUGGUCAGCCUGUUUCAGUGCCUCAGCACCCUCGCAGUAAAGAUUUGUUUCCUAACAUGUAAACUGGAUUAUCCUCGUGCUUCUGUGCUAAAGCCGGCUGGCGCCCCGGUUCGGCGAAGAGCUGCCUGUGCCCGGCUAAAGCGCCUUUGCCAUGGGCAGAGGUAGCGCCGAGAGCGGGCUGAAUUACACCCGGACAGAAUUCGGCUGUGCCGGGGCUCUGGCCGGCGCUGUGACCACCCGAGCACCCUGCGCUCUCCUGCCGGUGUCCCGACAGGCAGGGGCUGCCCGGGAAGUCACAUAUCCUCCCUGAUCCCGGCAGGCGGCGGUGCCCAAGUGCGGGGGGCGCGCGGCUGCCGCUUUUCCCGCGCAGCCUGUGAGGUGAUCCCGGCGGGAGAACCCCUGCCACAGGCGCUUCCUCCCAGCUCCUCAAAACCUCCCGGCUGGGAGAACUCUCCCGCGGGGCUUGGAGCGAGACUUCCCUGUGACACUGCCCUGCUUUGCUGCCAGCUGGGCUGAGGGAACAGGGAGCAGUGCCUUCUCCUUCUCUCGGUGAGGCUUCGGAUUUCUGAGAGUCACCAUCCUGUUUCCCUUCAGUUUUGGCUGAGACUCAGGUUCUGCUUUGGGGCAAUCAACAACAUACCAUGAAUAGCACCAGACACCAGUCUCUGUUCUUUGUCAGUCUGCCUGAGCUGCAAAAACUCUGUGCUGCUACGGUAACACUGAGUUGUCAGAUACCAGAAAGUGAGGCAAGGAGUACACAGAUAAAGACUUGCAGACAAUUAUUAUUCCUGUAUCAAGAAGUCCUUUCUGCACCUGUUAUGGGGACACUGAAUCAAAUUUCGGUUGUGAUGGCGAUACCAUUUUACGAAUCAGGAAUAUGUCAAGCCUAUGUAGAGAGACACAGAGCUACUCUGGAAGCACCGCAAACAGUUACUCCAGCCCUUCUCCAAACCUGUCUCUCCUACACACUUACAGCCAGGCUUGCACCCAGAUGGAACAAGGCUGGUCAUCUCUUGGUGCAAGGGAAAGACUUUUUGUGUCAUUCAGGAAGGCAAAAUGCUGUUGUUAUAGACCUCAAUGUGUCAGAGAGACAACUUUGCAUCAGUGUGGAGCCUUGCUCCAUUCGGCUUCCACCCCCCAAGCUGGGAGAUUUUGAUAUUUCAGCAAACACCAUAAAGCUGUUUGACAGCAAUGAAAAUACGGUUAUUCAGCAACAUUCCAUAUUAAGUAACUGGUGCUAUGUUUUGCCAAGCAUGAAAAUGGGUCAGAUCAUAAACAUCAGCCACAUAAUUCCUCCAGAAUCUCCUUUCCAUUCAUAUAAGGAUUUUCAGAUGCACUGGAAGAGUCUGUAUGGAUAUAUUCUUCCUGAGGAUCUCGAAGAGACAAAAAUAUACUUGAGUGUUUACUUCAAACCAAUAGGGGAAAGGUUCUUUACGUACCCUUUAAGUUGCAUCCGAAGUCAGCCAGUGCAGUAUUUCCCCAGAACAGAUGCAGAAAGUGUAGUGAACUCUUUCCUUUCUGACAUGAAGAGAAAUUUUUCACAGCUGUGUGGAUUUCCAGUAAAGAUGACAAGUAAAGCACUUUAUGCUACAAAAGAACUCUCCAGGGCUUCAGUGCAUGAAAUGAAACCUAAGCAUACAAAAUUGGACGGUGAGAUGGUUUGUGUAGUAUCUCUAACGCAGGCUCCUCCAAGAAAACCGACUUUGCCUGGAAUUCCUUCACCGUGCAGUUCGGAAAAUAGCCACUGGAUGGAGUGUUUGAUCCAAGAGCCAGGAACACACAGUUUUUCGAGUAAGACUACAGGAGGGGUUAGCAUUGAAGCAACAGAGAAGUCAAUGAGCGAUAAGCAAAUACCUGGCGUGCCAAAGUUAACAACGGCAAAAUCUUUAGCACCACCUGUAAACUCAGCCUUUGAAUCCACGCCCCCAAAAGUCAGCAAAAUUAUACCAAUUUUCAAAGGAAAGUUGAUGCAAAUGAAUGGAAAGAUCACAAGUCAAACAGAUAGGAAGAAAAGGGAAAAUGCUGAAUGGCAUUCACCAAUAAAAAGUGUGGGUGUUUCAUCUUCUAUGCUCUCUGUGCACAAAUCCAGCAUAACUCAGGUUUUCAAACACAUUCAAGACGUGCCAGUCAAAACUCCUACUGACAGCAGCGCCCUUCAGGUAAAGAACACAAAGACAUACCCAAAACAUGGUACACCCAUAUUUCGAUGGAAAACCCAGUCUAGUGGACAAAUUACUAGCUCUGAUUUUUCUGAAAACUCUGCUUCAGGUAGGAAUCCAAGUGAAGUCAAUCAUAAAAAGGCAAAUUCUCUGUUCUUUCUUAAGAAUGUUGGGCCAGUGCUUCAGAAGUCAAGCACCAGUCCAUGUCUGAAUACACAUGAAACUCCUACUUCCAGUGCAAGAAGGGGGAAAAAGUUUGCAAGUCAAAAUACUACUCAAUUUUUUGAGAAACAACACCAGUCAAAGGAAGUGCAUUUGCAAAUUUGUAAAUUAGACAAUGAAAUGACAAAUUCCAGUUUGCCACAGCAACAAACAAAGAGAUCAAAUAAAGGAGCUGGGUUAAAUAUUCAUGAAUCUGUCUUCAGAGAUACAGUGUUCAUGGCCAAAAGUGAAGCAAACAGAGCAGCAUGCCACUAUAAGGACUGUACUGCUGAGACAACCAGUCAUCAUUCCAAACCUAACUUUGAACAGAUGAUUGCAGGGAACGAGUAUCUGACAUGUGAAACAAUGACCUCAAAACCAACUUUGCCAGACAUGGAGAGCAACAUGGAAGCAUCUGUAAAGAAAGGUUGUGCCAGAAGAAGACAGAAAGAAGAAGGUUAUUCAAAGUUAAAGAGAGCCAAAAGAAGUAAAACUUCUACUUAAGGUGUUCUGGAGUAUUGAAAGAAAACACUACAUCUGGGUUCCCAAGAGGGCAGUAACAUACUUCAGAAUCUCUGAACUUUGUGUAUUUUGCUGUUUGCCAUUGGUAGCUGUUUCUGGAUGAAUAUUUGAGGGUUAAAUACAGUCAAAUGAAUCCAUGUAUCAUCAACUUCUUCAGACAGUUCAGGUUAAUAAGCCUCUAAUGCAUAUGAAAAAUUAAACUAAAUUGUUUAGUUUUUGAAUUACAUUAUGUAUGUCCUGCUGCUUGCUUACACAGUUAAUAAUUCUUCCAAAUUAUUUUGUUGUUUCUAGUCAGGUUUUUAAAGAUAAACUAUUUAAUUCUUUGUUACAGUGCCUGGGCCAGUUUGAUUCAUCAGUAAAAAAAUCCCAAACAAGUUUUCCUUAUCAAGUCAAAUGACUGGAGAAUAAACAAUUUUAUUCCUACAGAAAUAAUUUAAAGGCUGGAUUUGAGUCAAGCUUCAUUAAUUCUCAUUGUAAUUUUUGAUGACUUUUCAGAUAUGAAACUGCUCUGUAAAAUAUUUUUUAAAGUUUAGUUCCCAAUUCUUCAGGAGUUCUUAGAAAACCUGUAGUUGCCCUUUGAGGAGUUUUGUUGCUCUAAGUGUGACUUCAGUGACCUACUACAAUGUGCAGAUACAAAUAUAUACACAUAUGUAAGAUUGUUGCCUCAUAAUCACUGCUUUGGAGUGACUAUUAUUGUGUUCCCUGGAAAAUAAGAAUCAAAUAUCACACUAGCUCCUAAACUCAAAUGUUACGUACACUUGUUUUGGACAUACACUUGCAAAUCUUUUUUUCUGAAGGGGUUGAUACAAUGGGACUUUGUGCCUUUCAUUAAACUUUUUUUUUAGGUUCAUAUUGCAAUACCUGUAUUUCUCUUCACUUCAUUUCUCCGAGCUGGAUUUUGUCCUACUACUAUGACAAUUUUUGUUUUGUUUUGUUUUGUUUUUUCUUGAAUGGUGACUGUCAACAUAGUUUUAAUAUAUAAUACAAAAACAAACAAACAAAGAAAGAAAAAAACCCCAAACAACAAGCCAAGACAAAUACUAAAAGUGCUAUAUGCUCAGCAAGAAAUCAAAUUACAUUUUCAUUUUGUCCAGAAGCUGGUAUAAAAGGCUUCUUUUCAAAUGCUGUGGUUUAGUUACCUUUCACAGGUUUAACUGUAUGUAACUGAUCUUUCUCCUGUCUUACUUGGAAAAGCCUAUAGAGUAGUUGCAUUUCUACCAUGCUAUAUAAAUUAGUGCUUUGCCUGAUCUGUUUCCUAUUGUUGUUUUUAAAAUGCUGCUGGUUGCCAGCAUUUGUCUUGUAUUAUCACAGAAGUAAUUUUGCACUAUUUUUGCAUUUUUAAAUGUUUAUGUCGUUUUGUGUUAUCUGUUAUAGAACUCAAAAUACAG
Molecule: messenger RNA, 5039 nt
Organism: Poecile atricapillus (Black-capped chickadee)
Lineage: Eukaryota; Metazoa; Chordata; Aves; Passeriformes; Paridae
Gene: C2H18orf63
Product: chromosome 2 C18orf63 homolog
Exons: 15
Coding region: 1411-3633 (740 amino acids)
Source: RefSeq, a predicted model, not a curated record